Messenger RNA from Eimeria maxima, 630 nucleotides. Its product is annotated as leucine rich repeat protein, putative. The transcript has 3 exons. The record is from RefSeq and is a predicted model, not a curated record. NCBI's taxonomy places the organism in Eukaryota, Apicomplexa, Conoidasida, Eucoccidiorida, Eimeriidae. Bases 1 to 630 code for a protein of 209 amino acids.
AUGCAGCGCAUGCAUCAGCAAAUGAUUAUUCAACAGCAGCACCAGCAGCAGCAGCAGCAGCAGCAGCAACAAUUACUACAGCAGCAACAACAACAACAGGAUAAAGAUAAACAAGAUAAUAAAAAAGAUAAACAAAAAGAAUUACAGGAACUGCAGCAGCAGCAACAUAUAUUAUUACUGCAGCAAGAAAUACAGCAGCAACAGCAACAGCAGCAGCAGCAGCAGCAGCAGCAGCAACAGCAGCAAGAAGAAAUACAUGUAGAGAAAUGGUUUAAUUUACCAUCUAAUUUAAUUCAUCAUGUAUUUGGUAAAGAAACACAAGAAUUAAGUUUCCUUUCUUGUCUUAUACAACAAAAAGAUACUUUUAUACAAACUCUUGCUCCUCUUGUUGGUGCUACAAGGAGAGCAUUAGAAGAAAGAGCGCAACAAUUACAUAAACGAAUGCUUUCUUUUAGGGCAGCAGCAACAGAAUUAGAGGAAGCAGCAGAAAAAUCCGCACUUGCUGAGAUAAGGAAGGCAGAAAUUAGCCGCAAAGCAUUACUAAAUCAAUUGGAGGGUUUACAUGCAGAAUUAACAACCAUCAUCUCUGAACAAAGACAAGCAGAAUCACAAAAUGAUGAUGCCGGUUAG